ACAGGGAGAGAGUGAGAGAGAAAGAGAGAUAGAGAGAGAGAGAGAGGAACGCACGGGGUAACACAGUGAGUGGGAGAGAAGAACAGCAGAGAAAGUGAAGGAAGGAGAAAGCAAGACAAACGAGAGAAGAGGAUUUAUUUAGGAGCCGUUGCUUCUUUUUCGGGGUGAAAUCUCUCUUGAGUUGCGGGCGAAGCAGCAGCAGCAGCAGCAGCUGGUGUUGAAGACGGUGAUUCCACUCCCGCUCUGUCGGCUGGAGAGGAGUCACUCUGCUCUCUCUCUCUCUCUCUCUCCGCUCUACACAGUCGGAUCCAGGCGGGCGGGCUUGCUGGAGAUGGCGUCGCCCACGGAGCAGACCAUCACCGCCACCGUCGCCGCGAUCACCCCACCACCCGUGACGCCAAGACCUGAGGGCAGCAAUCAGUACCCCCUUCCCUAGAGGCCCCCACUUUCAUCCCACCCACCACAAUCCCUCUCUCCCCUUCUGUUUUUCAUUUUUCACUCACUCCCCCUCUCCCUGGAAAAAGCAAAAAAAAAAAAAAAAACCUGCCCCAAAACAAAUCAAGGUUUUUUUUUUCCCUGUCACCCUGCACGUUGACUUGUGGAGCUCUAUCUGUCUCUUUCUCUGUCGGGUUGCGAUCAUGAGGAACUCUCUGAGGCAGCCAGGCCUGGUGCUCCUGCUGGUCACCUGCCCCCUGCUGGCUGUGCUGCAGGGCGUCACCAGCAAGGCGGAGAGCGGCCACCUCGGGGACACCGACCCUGACCGCUGCAUGAGGCACCACUUUGUGGAGACCAUCACCCACCCCAUCUACAAGUGCAACUCCAAGAUGGUACUGCUGGCGCGCUGCGAGGGUCACUGCAGCCACACGUCGCGUUCGGACCCUCUCAUCUCCUUCAGCUCGGUGCUCAAGCAGCCCUUCAAGAGCACCUGCUUCUGCUGCCGGCCACACACCUCCAAGCUGAAGGCUGUCCGGCUGCGAUGCUCCGGAGGCACGCGCAUUACCGCCACCUACCGCUACAUCCUGGCCUGCAGCUGCGAGGAGUGCAGCUGAACAACAACCACACACACACACACACACACACACACACACACACACACACACACACAAACAUACACACGUAUACAGUUGGGAUUCUGCCGUAACACACUAUUGACCAUUUCCAUCCCUAGUAAACACCACCUGCUUUGGACUCUUUGAGAAGCUGUACCUGAAUCGCAUGACGCUUUGAAAGUCCCACCACAUUCUUCACUGGCCAGUCUCCACUGUAAGUGUACAACAGCAAGAGAAAACAAAAUAGAGAACUGAGCACACAAACACACACAAACACACACACACACACACAUAUACAGAGUCUCCCUGCUACCAUUCCUGUGAGUGCCUCAACGUGUAACAAAUCUAGAGCAUUGCAGAAGAACUUACAUCUGAAUCUGUGUAUAACGAAAACCGUCCACAAUAACCCUAGGGGGGAUGUCCUCUCCACUCAUCUGCUUCUGAGCAUCCCAGUGAAUAGCCUUUGCCAACCCACAAUCCCUAAACAUGUUUCCAUGUUUCACCAUAAGUCCUGUCCAGCAAUGGGGACAAGAGGUCCGACUCAAAGGAGGAGAAGGAGACUACAAUCAACUACGGCAACUACAAUCUCCGCACCACGAUCACAAUUCUCCAUAACUGCUUAACCAAAACUGCAGGGGGUACAUCUGAAUCCAGUCAGCGCAGAACCAGUCUGGCAUUAGGAUCAUGCUCAGUUCCCAUCCCAAAACAACAACACUCCAGCCUGGCAUUAGGAUCAUGCUCAGUUCCCAUCCCAAAACAACAACACUCCAGCCUGGCAUUAGGACCAUGCUCAGUUCCAAUCCCAAAACAACAACACUCUUACAACUGUCCAACUACAACAGGACAAAUUCAGCCUGGACCGCUUUCUUUCUUUCUUUUUUUGUGUUUUUUUUUUUCGUUCCUCUGUGCGUUUAUUUUCACCGCUGUACAUCAUAGAGUGAGAAAAGCUAGUUUCACGACUCAUUAGAGAUGGAAACAUGGAUGGGGAUGUUGCCAGACCUCGUAAAAGGAGAAGAACGCAAACCACAAACUUAAAAAAAAGGUUUAGAAGUACACACACACACACACACAUACACAUACACACACACACACACACAUGCAAUAAUUAAUGCGUGAAGAAAUGUGCUGAUGAGAUGUAUGGAAUAGUCUGUGUGCACCUGUGCACUCCAUCGCAUUCAAGCUCCUUUGAUCCCUGUGUGAGAGCGCCUGAGAGAGAGACAAAGAGACAGAGCGAAAAGAAAGAGUAAAGAAAGAGGGAGCGAAGAGGAGAGAGAAAGAGAGAGAGUGAGUGAAACUGGCAAAAGAACCGCAUAGUGGUGGGCCCCAGGCAAACUGCACUUGUCAGGUCCGCGGCCGGCCUCUGCCUCUCCCAGCUGGAGCCGUCCCAGGGCACUCCGCAGAGCGUCCAGCCGGCCGAGCAGGCCGACCAGCCCCUGAUGUGGUGACACCGCUUUGGCCACUCGCCACUCCAGCUGCGCUGCUCGGGCACUGCGGCCCAGAAGUGUGUGUGUAUGUGUGUGUGUGCGUGUGUGUGUUCCGGGAAGUUUUGUACUGACUGACUAACUGGCUCUAGACUUAAAGGAUUUGGGGAUUUUUUUCCACCUUGAAUGUUCAAAUCAAUUAUCCACAAUUACUGCCUUGACUCAAGUUAUCACCAGUGCUGUUGUUGUUUUUAAUAUGGUUAUUCUUUAUUAAUUAUAGUUAUUAUUGUUAUUAUUACCAGUGUCACUUUUUGUUAUUAUUGUAAUUAUUGUUUCUUUACUUAUGGGAAGAUUUCAGUGCUUUAGCCUAGAGAUUUUUUUCCAAUCCCUGCAUGGACUAAGUCUAUUCAACUUGAUCAGUCAUAUGAUAAUCGUCACCAUCACCAUUAUAGUCAUAACCAUCCUCAUCCACAUCUUUGCCAACG
This is a messenger RNA of Alosa sapidissima (American shad), 2955 nucleotides long. Its product is annotated as norrin cystine knot growth factor NDP. The coding region runs from base 639 to 1049 and encodes 136 amino acids. Gene Ontology annotation, biological process: Wnt signaling pathway. The record is from RefSeq and is a predicted model, not a curated record. The transcript is spliced from 3 exons. NCBI's taxonomy places the organism in Eukaryota, Metazoa, Chordata, Actinopteri, Clupeiformes, Clupeidae.